AUGAUGACGGUGGAGGACAUCAGUGAUUUGGUCAUCAGGUCUAUCGACGAUACGGUACAUCGAGUCAACGAGGACCUGGUUCCAUACUGGCGUGAGGGGAUGCUGGAGGGUUAUGGCCAUCCCCUCGACACGGUUCAUCUGUUCUUCGGUCACGACGAGAAUGAAGAAGCAUAUAGGAGAUAUCAGGAAACGGCUGAGGCGUUGAAAGGGCACUAUACUUUCGGAGCCCUCAUCGAUGAGAAGGUGUCACAGUGGGCCACCCAUCCCGCAAUAAUCACCAUGAAGCCGCAGGAUACAGAGACGAAAGCCGUCGCCCAUCACAAGGAAUGGACCGUCGAGGCGCUGACACGCUACAUUCGAUUCUCGUCUCGGCCGCUAUUGCACGACCUCUCCAAGCCACGUGAAGCUGUGGAAGCCAUCGAUUCGGAUUGCGUCUUAUUGUUCCUUUUCGACCCAAAGAUGGCCGUGGCUGCUCGUCCGCUCUACGAAUUGGCACAGGAUAUCGAGUAUCGGGAGACAGUACCGCUGGUGGUUGGAACGGUGAAUGGCACAUCACCCUUCGGCCUGGCCUUCUCGACGUGGGCCGGGUUGAAGCAGUUCGACCGCGCCCAGUGGGUUUUG
Mesorhabditis spiculigera is the source of this 621-nucleotide messenger RNA. The record is from the annotation of a GenBank genome assembly. Lineage: Eukaryota; Metazoa; Nematoda; Chromadorea; Rhabditida; Rhabditidae.